UUCUUUGAAGUGUAACGAACAUUAAAAAAAGGUAAAAUCGUACGACAACUACGUCGCAAGGACCAUUUUGAAGACGCUCAAUUUCUUCUUCGAUUUCUCCGCUGCAAGAAGUUUAAUGUACCUAUGGCCCAGGAAGCCACUGAGCGUUAUCUCCUCCUGAGAAAAGUUUACCAUCCAGCAUUCAAUAAACUAGAUAUCACCGAGUCAAAUAUGUCAAAAUUACUCAAGCUUGGGUAUCUAUUUGCUGUUCCUGGAAGGGACUCAAAGGGCCGUCGAGUGAUUGUUGCUAGACCUGGUGUUUUCGACCCUUACAAAUUCACUAAUGCCGACAUGUGUAAGAUCCACGCGAUAACGUACGAGGCAUUAAUGGAGGAUGAAGAGAAUCAGGUGCGAGGUUUCGUUCAUUUUGCUGAUGGAGCCGGUGUUAGCUUCCCACACUUGACCUUAUUCACGCCUAGAGAAGCUGUUCGUAUUGUAAAAAAUGGAGAGCGCACCGUACCCAUGCGACACAAAGAAGUACACGUGAUAAACGCACAUCCAUCGCUAAAAUUCGCCCUGGAUUUUGGAAUGUCUUUGAUCUCAGAGAAGAUUAAAAGUCGUAUUAAAAUUCAUACCAGUCUUGAAGAAGCUCUCAACUGUAAGAUGGAUGCUAGUAUACUUCCCAAAGAGUAUGGUGGUACAAUGCCCAUGGACGAAAUGAUUGAACUCUGGCGGAAAGAAUUGCUCCAGCUCACCCCACGUCUCCUCUCCCAUGACAACAUGAACGUUCACCUCCAUUUGUACUCUGAAAAGGCACGGGAAGGCGCAGUUUCAGCGUUAAAACAAGGAUUUGGAUGUGCAAAUGUGGGGAGCAAUGAUGGAACGAUCCAUGGCAUCUCUGGUUCUUUCAGAAAAUUGGAAGUUGACUAAUCUCCAUUGCGUACGAUUUUUGGUUUCAGUCCGAAUUUUUUAUUUUAAAAGGCAAGAAAAUUAGGUAAUUAGAUUAAGAUCGCUUCUAAGAUUACCGAAAAUUACAGGAAUGAUAUUAAAAUUUAAUUAUCUAGCAUUAUUUGAUUCUAUAAAGAAUGAUUGGUCGCAAUAAAUUUUGGAAUGAAUAUCAUUCGUUUCAAUAAUCUUCUAGUAUUUUUAUCUCGUCAAUCAUCUCCACCGGACGAAAAGUUCUAGGGAAACGUGUGGUUCUAUCUGGCAGAUUUUUAAACUUGAAAUCAAAUUGCCCAUAUAGUGAUGCAUAUCAUUGCCCAGAGGACUAGUAUUGAUAAGGAAAAGAAGCUAUUAGAAGCAUAUAUAUGAAAAAUAUAGAAAGAUUCAUUUACUCAUCAUGUUUAAAAAAUCAACACGGAAUUUUAAAAAAAAUAUCAUUUGUGUUAAACUAUUAUUUUCAUGUUAUGUAGAUUUUCAUGUUAUUACGUUAAGAGUAGCUGUGUUUUACUGUAAGUCACAAUUAGAAUAAUUCUGAGGUAAUUAUAUUAUUAUAUUAGCAUGUUCCCAUCUCCACGAAUUUAGCUAUGUAAUAACUGCUCAGUGUGGAUCCUUUCUUCUACAGAGUAGGUAGCAUAACUUUAAAAGUUGAUCAAUAAAGUCAUCACAUUUACAUUUUUUGAAAAUAUUCGGAUACUCAAGAAAUAAUUGGGCAGGAUUUUAUACCAAUUUUUGCAAUUCUUAUGACAAAAAUAUAUUUUAUUUCUUAAUUUUUUUUUAAAUACAUGGAAUAUCACUUACGAAUAAUAUGUAAUUACGCGCAGAUAAUCUGAAGCGAAGUUCACGCUUAAGUGACAAUCUCGUGAAAACUUCAAUUUGUCUCAUGAAUUUUGUGACUGAGUGAGUGAUAAUAAAUAAAACAUAAAGCCGGAAUGAAUACACUAAUUAUUCCUGCAAUAUUUUAUACAAA
This is a messenger RNA of Diachasma alloeum, 1888 nucleotides long. Its product is annotated as alpha-tocopherol transfer protein-like. Gene Ontology annotation, cellular component: membrane. Gene Ontology annotation, molecular function: phosphatidylinositol bisphosphate binding. The transcript is spliced from 6 exons. The record is from RefSeq and is a predicted model, not a curated record. Lineage: Eukaryota; Metazoa; Arthropoda; Insecta; Hymenoptera; Braconidae. Bases 124 to 909 code for a protein of 261 amino acids.